Molecule: messenger RNA, 249 nt
Organism: Fusarium coffeatum
Lineage: Eukaryota; Fungi; Ascomycota; Sordariomycetes; Hypocreales; Nectriaceae
Exons: 1
Coding region: 1-249 (82 amino acids)
Source: RefSeq, a predicted model, not a curated record
AUGAAGAUCCAAGUUCUUAUCGCUGCCGCAAUGACCUCCUUCGUCAUCGCGGACCAAUACCCCGGCGCCAAAGAGAAGUGCGGUCGCCUUGGACCCAUGACAUGGGACCCGAAGAACCUUCCAGAGGGUGUUGAUGUUAACAAAAUCCGCAUGUGUGCGGACCAUCCUAUGGGUGCUGGCAACUAUUGGGGAAUGGGCGAAUAUCUCCCUAAAUGGGUCCCUCGUAACCCUCUGGCCGAUUAUUUAUAG